Messenger RNA from Ochotona curzoniae (black-lipped pika), 810 nucleotides. It is a transcript of the gene LYRM4, whose product is annotated as LYR motif containing 4. Gene Ontology annotation, biological process: iron-sulfur cluster assembly. Bases 183 to 458 code for a protein of 91 amino acids. Lineage: Eukaryota; Metazoa; Chordata; Mammalia; Lagomorpha; Ochotonidae. The record is from RefSeq and is a predicted model, not a curated record. Gene Ontology annotation, cellular component: L-cysteine desulfurase complex; mitochondrion. The transcript has 3 exons.
CACACGCGGCGAGCGCCCGCUCCGGCGCUGCGCGCCCAAGCCCGGCCCGGGCCGCUGGCACAGCUCGUUGGCUGCGUUUCCUGAGCUCCGUGGUUCUUGCACAGGCUGGAGUUGUGUGUCUCGCCUCCCACUCGGAACCUUGGCGGAAAGGACCCGUUUAUUUAUUAUUUUCUUAAUCCAAAAUGGCAGCCUCCAGCCGCGCACAAGUGUUAGAACUGUAUCGGGCGAUGCUGAGAGAGAGCAAACAGUUCAGCGCCUUCAACUACAGAACAUACGCUGUCAGGAGGAUACGAGAUGCCUUCAGAGAAAACAAAAACGUUGAGGAUCCUGUCAGAAUCCAAGCCUUAGUGAGCAAAGCCAAGCGGGACCUGGAGAUGAUCCGGCGACAGGUCCACAUUGGUCAGCUGUAUUCAACAGACAAGCUGGUCAUCGAGAACCAAGAGAAGCCCAGGACCUAGAGAGCCAGUGGCAGCCAUGCCCACCUGCAGCAGCCACGCCCACGUACAGCACCCACGCCCGCCCGCCGCAGCCACGCCCACCUGCAGCUUCCAUUCUGCGCCCAGUAUGGGGGCUCCCAACACCACCCCACACAGCCUCUCACGCUGCAGCUGCCCCAUAGCGACGGAUAAACUGAGUCACAGGUUCGUUGUGCCGCUGCCUGCGUGAGAGAGGAGGGCUGUCCCGCUCAGCCCAGAGGUUGGCAGGAGGAGCCGGAACUCACGCACAGAAUAAACAGGGUUGUCUCCCGAAGCCUUUUACACCAGAAAAAAAAAUCCCCAUGACAAUAAAGGCCUUUUUCAUGUCCUGUGA